GUCAAAAGCAUCAUGUGCAUCUUAAUCAAAAUCGAAUUUUCGUCAUGAAUACUUAUAUGAAUGUGUAUAACGAUGGAUACAAAACGAUUGUUGGCUUUAUUCUGGUUAUCAGCACUAGCGUGCGGCCGAAGAUUAAACGAGUACAAUAAAGAAAACAGUACAAACGAGGACUUGCCUAUUACAUCAAUUGACACUCAAGACGAUUUCGACUCUCGAAGCUAUGGAUUUCAAGGACCAGAAAUGGAUUCUCCAGAUGGAUUUAUACCUGAAGUAUCUGAUACAUGGAUUCCUACAGAUUCGUCAAAUUCAAUGGCUAAACAAAUUCAUGAUUCUGAUAUUGUUGAUUACGGAGAACCAGAAAAUCCGGAACAGCUAAGUGAACCGGAAGAGAUGGACUCAUUAGAAAGACUUACUGAAUCAAAUAAUAAUGAAAAUUCUAAAGGUGGCAAUGGAGAUUUCGAGCAAGUUAAAAAAGUAAAAGAGGUGUCGUCGAUAAUCUCGUUGAAACCAAAAGAACAUAAUAGAUCACUAGAUCCAAUAAGUGAUCAACAAGGUCGUUCUCCUAUGAGAAUCAUACGACCUAUGAGAGAUUUGAGUAUAAUUGUCAGAAAUCGGCAACAUCCUGUAUUAAUUGCCCGUCAAAUACCUGUUCAUUGGAUACAUCGCAACCAUCACCGUCCACAUAAACCACCAUAUCCACAUAAGCCUUUGCUUCCACAUAAGCCAGCACAUCCACACAAGCCUGUGCAUCCACAUAAACCUCACAAACCUCAUAAACCUCACAAACCUUCGAAGCCUAAACACAAACCAUGUAAACCAUGUGAUCCUAAAGUUCAUAAAAAACACAAGCCAAAAAAACCAAAAAAAAAGCAUAAAAAAGAUCACUGUCACCAUCCCACUCCGAAGAAACCUCAUCAUAAACGAUUAUUAUAUUAUGCUCCUGUACCUACUUAUUACGGGCCACAUAUUCCGGUUAAAUUGGUCAAACCAAAUACUAGUUAUUCGGUAAGCGAAAGCUUAGAGCACGAUGAUGUAGAAGCUGAUACUGAAAAACCGUUUAAUGAAGAAAUUGAAGAAGACGUAGAAGAGCAUAGGUUAGCAGAGUUGAGUGAACCUUUUGAGGAAGAGGUUGUUGACGAAAGUAAAGUAAAAUCAUAUGAAAAUUUUAAAGAGUAAAA
Messenger RNA from Melanaphis sacchari, 1178 nucleotides. Its product is annotated as neurofilament medium polypeptide-like. The record is from RefSeq and is a predicted model, not a curated record. The transcript has 2 exons. The coding region runs from base 61 to 1176 and encodes 371 amino acids. NCBI's taxonomy places the organism in Eukaryota, Metazoa, Arthropoda, Insecta, Hemiptera, Aphididae.